ACGGAGCGAUGAACCAGUUCGUCAUCACAUCAUCAGAGAGAACCAAGGACUAGCUAUCGAAUUAAGCUACUCACUAAUCUCAACCUCGGCCUCAACGACGACAUCAUCAACAGACAUGACUAAGUUUUUAAGUGCAGUUCUUAUGUUGGUCUCUUCGGCCCAGCUGUCUCUCUCGGCUAAGGUGGCACAGCAAGCACGUGUUCUAAGCACCCAAUCAAAACCAGGGUUUUGUAAGGGUCUGGAGUGUCCGGAGUUCACCACUGUCCACUCAGCUGAGGGGUACGAUGAACGCCAGUACAGCGAAUCAAAAUGGGUUAGCACUGAAAUUAUGAGCAUGGAUUACGAAUCCGCGACAAGCCAAGGAUUCGAACGUCUUUUCAACUACAUCGACGGACACAAUGACCAGAAGCAAAAGAUUGCCAUGACUGCACCAGUUGCUACCCGUGUCAUUCCGGGCCAGGGCCCCGCUUGUGAGAGCAACUUCACCGUAUCAUUCUUCAUCCCGGCGGCACACAGCGCCAACCCACCCAUUCCAAGCGAUUCCGAUGUCUUCUUUAGUACUCUCCCAGCCCACCGUGCAUACGUCAAAUCUUUUGGUGGUUUCGCUUCCCAGAACGACUGGAUCCAGGCCGGUACAGAAUUGGGCCAGGCUUUGGAAGCCGCUUCUAAAACAUACGAUAGUUCUUACUUUUACACUGCCGGUUAUGACAGCCCUUUCACAAUCUUCAACCGACACAACGAGGUCUGGUUCACCGCCAACUAAAGACUAA
This is a messenger RNA of Lytechinus variegatus (green sea urchin), 770 nucleotides long. RefSeq names its product heme-binding protein 2-like. Lineage: Eukaryota; Metazoa; Echinodermata; Echinoidea; Temnopleuroida; Toxopneustidae. Bases 116 to 763 code for a protein of 215 amino acids. The transcript is spliced from 4 exons. The record is from RefSeq and is a predicted model, not a curated record.